Messenger RNA from Frankliniella occidentalis (western flower thrips), 2450 nucleotides. RefSeq names its product zinc finger BED domain-containing protein 4-like. NCBI's taxonomy places the organism in Eukaryota, Metazoa, Arthropoda, Insecta, Thysanoptera, Thripidae. Gene Ontology annotation, molecular function: DNA binding; protein dimerization activity. Bases 1 to 2178 code for a protein of 725 amino acids. The record is from RefSeq and is a predicted model, not a curated record. The transcript has a single exon.
AUGCUUGAAAAUGAAGAGUUUCGAGAGGAUGACCCUGGGCAGCCAAGCACACCACGGCGACCGUCAGGCAGCAUAGGACAGCAGCAGAAAACUCUGGCAUCCUACUUCCAGAGCGGUGGGCGUCAUCGCGAGUCUGCGCCAGCUUCAGACAUUCCGGUGACCCCUGCUGUCGCUUCAGAAAAUCAACAUGCUCAAGACCAUGAAGGAUCUGUGUCAAGCACCACCACCAUCACCACCACACUCAGCCAGGAGGAACAGGAAAAGGUAUCUGUGCCCCAUGCCCUCAUAUGGCAUUAUUUUAUAAAGAUAGACAAGAACCAUGGCAAGUGCAAAUUUUGUGAGAAAAUUUUGAAUACACCAACUGGUGCAACCACUCUCCUAAUUCGUCAUUUACUUCUGCAUCCAAGUAGUAAUGGAGAAUAUAUAAAACUCCAGAAGUAUAAAGUGGCCCAAAAAAAGAUCUCUGCUUCCAAAAAGUCAGAUAAAAGUAACAAUGCACCAUCCGUUAAGAGUUGUUUAUUUCCUUUGGACCCCAGAGGACAGAAAUCUCAAAAUAUCACAAAUGCAAUUGGAUUAUUUAUUUGUAAGAGUCUGCAACCUUAUUCCGUUGUUGAGGAAGAAGGAUUCACUAACCUAAUGCAUCUGCUAGAGCCAAGGUACCUUGUUCCAUCUCGGUUUGCAUUCUCCCGUACUGUUAUUCCUUCAAUUUAUAAUGAUUUAAAGAAAAGACUUCAGGAGAAACUAGAUGCAGUACGGGAUGAUCUUGAAUCAGUAUGUUUCACCACUGAUGUGUGGACCUCUCGAAAAUUAAAAUCAUUCCUUGCAUUUACCAUGCAGUUUAUCAACAAUCAAUUUGAAAUGGAGAGAUUUACAUUGGAGUGUCAGCCAUUUCCAGGGUGCCACAAUGGUGAAGCUAUUUAUAAUCGUAUGCAAGAAAUGAUUAGAAGCCUUCAGUUGGAAAGUGAGGAAAUUGCAAAAUAUAUAAUUUCAGACAAUGGCUCUAAUUUCCUUGCGGCAUUGGGGGAGCCUACAGAGGGAAGGCGAAUAGAUGAGGAAAUUGCGGAAGUUUUAAGGAAUGAAAAAGAUUGGGAACAUGGAAGAUGCUUUAACCACACAGCUCAACUUGCCAUUAAUGAUGCGAAGAAAGAAUUAGGAAUUAACAAUGUUAUAGAAAAAGUAUCACAUAUUGUGAGGAGAUAUUCUAAAAGUAAAAAUGCUGUGGAACUAUACGAACAAUUUCAAAAAGAGCAUGGCCUACCAAAACAUGAACUGAUCCAACGAGUAAAAACACGUUGGGAUUCUGACUUUCGCAUGCUUGAGAGGGCUGUGGAGCAGAAGGCUGCUAUUGUCAGUGAACUAUCAGCUGCAGGGGAAGAAAAUCUAAGUGCUGUGGAGUGGAAGCUGGCAGAGGGCUUCGUAGAGGUGUUGCGCCCAGUUGCCAAUCAUACAGCUGAGAUGGGGAGUGAAACAGGGCCCACUGCCUCAAUGAUUUUACCUGUUAUAUUCGAAAUUGAAAGUGAAUUAGAAGAUUUUAUAAGAAAAGCACCCAGAGGAUCAGGAAUACAGUUUGCAAGAAAAUUAUUGGCUCAUAUUCAAGCUAGAUUCUUACAUUACAAAACAAACCUGACCUGCAAGACUGCUAUGCUCGUCGAUCCAAGAUACAAGGAUAUUUUGCAAUCUGACAACUGGGCGUCAACAGCCAGAGAAAUUUUAGAGGAGAAAGCAGAAGAAAAAUAUUAUUCCAGAGUGAGGAAAGGUUUGGUAUCCUCAACUGACAGUAGUCGAGAUGAGUCAGAAGAGCCGCCAGCUAAAAAAGGAAGAUGGAAGUUUUUACAAAAAAUUAACAACAACCGUGGCUCAACUAUUAAUUCAACUGCAACACUCAAGAAAAAGAUUAAAGAUGAAGUUGAGUCAUACCUUUCACUUCCAACACUUGAAGCAGAUGAAGAUCCUCUUGUGUGGUGGAGGAGUAACCAGAGUGUUUUCCCAAAUUUAUCUUUAGUGGCAAAACAAUAUCUUGGCAUAGCCGCUACUGAAACUGCUUCUGAAAGGGUAGCCUCUGUUGGGUCCAACACCGAGACUUCUAAGAGAACCAACCUUUCUUCUUCCCACUUGUCUCAAAUAGUUUUCUGCCAUGACAAUGCUGUUAUACCACAGCACAAUAACAGAAGAAAAUAGAAAGCUAAUGUAUUCAAAUGAAAUGUCAUGUUGUUAGUGUAUAUUUUAAGCAUAUUUCUAGUUUAAUUUAAUGUUCUCACUCUGAUCUCUCUUGAUUCUUUUAAUAGAUUUUUAGAAUUUGCAAGCAUGUUUGUAUUUAUUUGUGUAUUUUAAUUGAGACCAUGAAGUUUGUCUUUAGGCUUGGAACAUUUUUAACCUUGUAUUCAUACUACAACUUUGCAAUAACAAGCAUGACUUUUAACCUUGUAAUCAAACUAUUAUGUGUGUCUAGG